Botrytis deweyae is the source of this 1620-nucleotide messenger RNA. RefSeq lists its product as uncharacterized. Gene Ontology annotation, cellular component: membrane. Lineage: Eukaryota; Fungi; Ascomycota; Leotiomycetes; Helotiales; Sclerotiniaceae. Gene Ontology annotation, biological process: transmembrane transport. Gene Ontology annotation, molecular function: transmembrane transporter activity. Bases 1 to 1620 code for a protein of 539 amino acids. The transcript is spliced from 4 exons. The record is from RefSeq and is a predicted model, not a curated record.
AUGUCUUUAUCGAAAACAAGACCACGAUCCUCACACGACGGAACCGAUGAGGAAUCUCCUCUUCUAGAUCAUUCACGACCAACUACCGUUGGUACACACUCUUUGAUUCAUCAAACGCAUUCUCCGCGGAUUAUUAUCUUACUUCUUACCACGAUAGUUUUUAUAAUUGGGUUUGGAAUAUAUUUGGUUUGGAUACCAUCGAUGCGUAUAUAUGAGGAUAUAUUGUGUCAUCGUUAUUAUGAAGAACUACAGGGACGAGGUGAGAUAGGGCUGAGUAGCACCAUUGAUGAAGCUAGGUGCAAGGGCGAUAAGGUUCAAGAAGAAUUGAACAUUUUGACUGCGGUAUUGGAAACACUGAAAGCGUUACCAGGAAUGUUUAUGGCUGUUCCAUAUGGACUUUUGGCCGAUAAAAUUGGACGCAAACCAGUUUUUGCUUUGUCAAUCCUUGGUCUUCUCCUCUCCCUCUUAUUCGAGGUAUUCAUUAUGAGCGAGUGGAUGAUGCUACCCAUUCGUGCUGUGUGGUUUGCACCAUUUUUACAAUUCAUUGGUGGCGGUGAAAAGACCGCUUCCGCAAUAUUUUAUGCUAUCAUCUCAGAUGUUACUACUCAAGAUGAAAGAGCAAAUGCUUUCCUUUUCGCUGCAUGUGCUUCACUCUCUGCAGAACUUAUUGCACCAACUGUAGCAGCCGCAAUUAUGGUCUAUUCUCCAUGGAUCUCAAUAUACUGCGGAGUGUUUGUUUUGACAUCAGGAUUAUUAUGUCUCAUCACUUUUGUACCCGAAACACUCCAUCUUCAUGCCUCCCAAACACAAACUUCCACAUUGGUCCCAGAUGAUUCAUCUUCGGAAUAUAUAAGCGAUUCAUCAUCCGAUUUCAACGAGCCCUUAAAGCCAAAACGGAAAUCGACCAUCACCCGCCGUCUAUCUGAUUUCUACACCACUAGCCGACCUCUGCUUACUCUACCUGUUCUUCUCCUCCUUCUACCAUCUAUGACCCGCGUCAUAGGUCAACAAUCAAUCGACCUUUGCAUACGCUACAUAUCUACCCGCUUUUCCAUCCCCUUAUCCCACGCUUCUCUCAUCCUCUCUCUACGGGCCCUAAUCAACAUUCUCCUCCUCCUAAUUGUCAUCCCCUUCCUCUCCUCCCUCCUAAUAACCAAAUUCCACUUCUCAUCAACCCACAAAGAUCUCCUGCUCGCCCGUAUCUCUUCCCUCUUCCUCAUCCUCGGUGCCCUCACCAUCGCCAUCUCCCCAAGUCUUCACCUCACAAUCAUCGGUCUAAUAAUCUACACCCUAGGCACAGGUUUCGUCUCGCUAGUCCGUUCUUUAAUCACGGGAUUGGUAGAUCAGAAACACGUGGCGAGAAUAUUCGCAAUGAUAGCAGUGGUGGAGACCAGUAGUGCACUUUUGGCAGGACCAGCGGUCGCAGGACUCUAUGAAUUGGGACUUGUUUGGAGGGGAGAGUGGACGGGUUGGUUGGGAUUGCCGUUUGUGGGAUUGGCGGUUGUUUGUGGGGUGGGGAGCGUGGGGGUUUGGGGGGUAAAGGGUCUGGGGAAGAUGAGUUUGGAGAAGGAGAGGGUGGUGAAGGGGGCGGAAGUAGGAAAUGAGGAGGAGAGGGUAUAA